This is a messenger RNA of Pygoscelis adeliae (Adelie penguin), 963 nucleotides long. RefSeq names its product leucine rich adaptor protein 1-like (gene LURAP1L). Bases 1 to 609 code for a protein of 202 amino acids. NCBI's taxonomy places the organism in Eukaryota, Metazoa, Chordata, Aves, Sphenisciformes, Spheniscidae. The record is from RefSeq and is a predicted model, not a curated record. Gene Ontology annotation, biological process: positive regulation of canonical NF-kappaB signal transduction. The transcript is spliced from 2 exons.
AUGCCCAGCCAGUCCCCAAGCAAUGGCUACAUUGGAAAGACCAAACCCAUGAGUUUUAUGAGCACAACAUUAUAUGGCAGGGAAUAUCGCUUUGGUCAGUUCUGGUCAACUGUCCCAGAUCUGUCCUCUCCAAACAUCUUUCCCAGCUUCAGCCUACUCGCUGAGGGUGCAGAGUGGAAAACAGAAAAGGCCUUGAUGCUGUGCAAUCACUGUUCAGCAAGAGCUGAAACACUGGUUAAUCUCCGAGCCACUGAUGUGAAGCUUAUGCGCCAGCUACUCAUCAUCAAUGAAAGUAUUGAAUCAAUCAAGUGGAUGAUUGAAGAGAAGGCCAUUGCCAGCAGAGGUAGCAGUUUGAGUGGCAGCCUGUGCAGCUUGCUGGAAAGUCAGGAGACAUCCCUCCACGGCAGUUGUAACAGUUUACAAGACUGUAGUGAUGGACUUGACGGAAUAUCAGUGGGGAGUUAUUUGGACACCUUAGUGGAUGAUGUCCCUGGUCACCAAACCCCUUCAGAUAUGGACCAGUUCAGUGAUUCUUCUAUUAUGGAGGACUCACAGCCUCUGCAUAAGCAUCCCAAAAUUGAUUCUGAUGAGUACUACUGUUUUGGUUAAUAAAAACAAGUUCCAAUGGGACACAAAUGCACUUGUACUUAUCCUUUUUCUUGGCUGCUAUUUUAUUUCAUGUGCAAAACCCCCAAACUUUUCUUGGAAGGAAAACAUAAUAUGAUACUUUGAUUCCACUUCAUAACUUUUGUGUUGCUUCUAAUACAUUUUCUCCUUGGUGGGUUGGGCUUUCCUCCUCCUCACCUUUUCUUUUUCUUAAUUUAUUGUAACAAUUUUUCUUUUUUAUUUUUUUUACAAUGCUGUAUUUACAGGUCUUUAAAAGUGGUGACGGAAAAGCUUUAUCUUUAAAAGGAGACAUCAGGGAACGAGAGCAACAAUUUUGUAUUUGUUGGCAAUAAAAUA